Dalotia coriaria is the source of this 722-nucleotide messenger RNA. RefSeq lists its product as uncharacterized. The annotation marks the transcript as partial. The record is from RefSeq and is a predicted model, not a curated record. The transcript has 4 exons. Lineage: Eukaryota; Metazoa; Arthropoda; Insecta; Coleoptera; Staphylinidae.
AACGUGAACAAACAUUUAAUGCGUCAUAAGAUAAUUGUGGCGCUGGACGACCGAGGCAAGAUAUCUUGCCAUAAAAUUACACUUUGUUUCAUUUAUCUGGAUCCUGCGCAAUGCAUUGCGCAUCUUCAAAGUUCGGUAGAGGUACAGGAACGCGACGAGCAAGGCUGGGAACAACGCAUGGAUAUUUCCUCCAAUGAUAUUGUUAUUCAAGGUGCCCGCACAACAAGGUUGUCACGCAAACAGAAUGAAUCCAGUGCCGAAAACUUAUUCGCACGUUAUUUACAAAGAUGGGGCAAAGAUUUUCUUCGUCGGCGCUUGGAUUGGACGCUAGAUGAAAGUAUAGGCAACCCGUCGAAUCCUAGACACAUCUCCAGUGCUUUGUGUCCUUGUCAAUACGUACAGGAUAUUCUAGCAAACAAACCAGCGAAAGUCGAUCGACGCGAUUGCUGUCCGAUCGCAUCUUCCAUUCUGCGACGAUUAGGCAUCGAUUAGCGAGCAAACAUAACAUUUAGUAAAACCUAUUAGAACGAACAACCUUGUUAUAUCUAAGAUACGCAGCCCGUUGGGGUAAAGAUAGGGUACGAGGAUACUUAGCAAGCCCGCCGGCAAAAGGCGGCCGACAUUGUGCCCAUUUGACGUGUCCAUGUCAGUAUAUCGAGGAUCAUCUGCAGUGCAAACCGGCAGACGGUAAUUAAUUUUUGGAUGAUGGAAACUCAAUCUAC